AUGGACGCCACUACUGAGAGCCAGAAGGGCGCAUCAUCAAUCGAGGAUGCUGGAGUGGCAGUGAAGAUGGAAGGGCAAGUCGGCGGCGACGAAGACUCUUGCCCAAUCGCGAAGAACGCGGCCCUUCUCGAGGAGUUGGACGCAGCCGAGGGCAAGGUUGCGGAGCUGUUGGAGGUCGCCGCCGACGCGCUGGACGAGCUCGCCGGGGUGGAGUCGUUGGAUAGCUCCAAGGUCGAGGCUUCAACCAAGAAAUUCUUAGAGUUGGUGUCGUCCGUGCACGGCACGCUGUCAUCCAAGGCGGAGUUGAUUCGAGAUUACACGCCGUAUCCGCGGAGUAUAUACGGGCCGCGCAAGGAGCUCGAGCUUCUCCACGAAAAGGCCCGUUUCCUACGGACGACUCUGGCCGAGUUGUCGAAAGAACAGCCCGCUUCUUCUGCGAGAAAAGAACCGCCAGAGUCGGACUCCCCGCCACAGGACGAUGGGGGUGGUGCUGCUGCUGCAGUGUGAAACAUUGUGUACGUGUGUCCCAUGUAAUAUUCGGUGCGGUGAGCGGAGGUAGUGGGUGUUGUUGGCAGCGGUGCGGCUCCCCCCCCCCCUCCCCCCCAGACGCCUGUAGUCCCACGGUAGUGGUGGGGCCCGAUUUUGGUACGUUGCCACGUUGCCUCUAUACCGUUUCAGCAGGUAGUAACCGUUUGCACUGAUCCUCGCUGACAGUAUCUUCUACAUGACGUUUUGUUGGUUGGCGUAACGUAGUUUUAGUGGAUGGAGCAUGUGGAACACCUUGAAUGUUCUUGGCUUGCGGAAGCUUCGUCUAGUUACAUGUUUUGGCUUGUGUUGCCGUUUUCGUGGUUUGUGAAAAUGCUAUAAUUUUCUGUCGUUGAAGAUGUUUCGGUGAUGUUUAAGGACAAUUUAUUAUGUACUGUACCGGUGGUUCAUGAAGUCUU
Molecule: messenger RNA, 944 nt
Organism: Ectocarpus siliculosus
Lineage: Eukaryota; Phaeophyceae; Ectocarpales; Ectocarpaceae
Source: the annotation of a GenBank genome assembly